Messenger RNA from Salvia miltiorrhiza (redroot sage), 924 nucleotides. RefSeq names its product (+)-borneol dehydrogenase 2-like. The record is from RefSeq and is a predicted model, not a curated record. Gene Ontology annotation, biological process: abscisic acid biosynthetic process. Lineage: Eukaryota; Viridiplantae; Streptophyta; Magnoliopsida; Lamiales; Lamiaceae. The coding region runs from base 1 to 924 and encodes 307 amino acids. Gene Ontology annotation, cellular component: cytosol. Gene Ontology annotation, molecular function: xanthoxin dehydrogenase (NAD+) activity. The transcript is spliced from 2 exons.
AUGGCUUCAAGAAGCACAGCCCAAUCCGAUCACUCUCUUCGCUCACAAAGCAUCUUCGAAGCUCUUGAAACAUUGAUCUUUUACGUGACUCCACCCAGGUUACUAGGCAAAGUUGCAGUGGUUACGGGAGGUGCUAGCGGCAUUGGAGAGAGCAUCGUUCGUUCGUUCCUCAAACACGGCGCCAAGGUCUGCGUGGCCGACAUUCAAGACAACGUUGGCCACCGCCUAGUCGAAAGCCUCAGCCACGACGGCUUUGACGUCUCCUACGGCCACUGCGACGUGACCAUCGAAGAAGACGUGAAGCAUGCAGUCGACACCGCCGUGGACAAGUACGGCGGCCUCGACAUAAUGGUCAAUAACGCCGGAAUAGCCGGCUCGUUCGCCCCGGACGUACGCCACGUCAACAUCUCAGACUUUGAGCGGGUCAUGGACGUGAACGUGAAAGGCGUGUUCUCGGGGAUGAAGCACGCGGCGCGCGCGAUGAUCCCCGCGGGCAAGAAAGGGUCGAUUGUGUCGACGUGCAACAUCGCGGGGGUGGUGGGCGGUGGGCCCCACGCGUACACGGCGUCGAAGCACGCCGUGUUGGGGCUGACAAGGAGCGCGGCGGGCGAGCUAGGGCGGCACGGGAUACGCGUCAACUGCGUGUCGCCCUACUGCGUUAUAACGGGGAUGGCGUCGGCCCUCGUGCCCGAGGGAAAGAGGGACGCCGAGGAGAAAUUCUUAGCCGCUUUAGAUCGCGCCAUAGUGGCUGGCGCCAACUUAAAGGGCGUGGCGCUGACUGUGGAUGACGUGGCAGACGCCGUGGUUUUUUUGGCGAGUGACGAGGCGAGGUAUAUAAGCGGGGCGAAUCUCGUAGUUGAUGGAGGAGUCACGUCCAUCACUAAGAGCAUCCAUAACGCUUACACGAUAGAGCUUACACGAUAG